Messenger RNA from Lactuca virosa, 831 nucleotides. The record is from the annotation of a GenBank genome assembly. NCBI's taxonomy places the organism in Eukaryota, Viridiplantae, Streptophyta, Magnoliopsida, Asterales, Asteraceae.
AUGCAAACCUCCUUUCCAAUCUUGGUGUUUCCGGGGGUGAUUUAUGUUCCCGAUGAUGACAUUCAACAGUUUGAGGGGGGAAAUCGAGGAUAUCUGGAAUAUACAUAUGCCCAGGCUGCCUAUUUCUUCUCUACACGUGCCCGACGGGUCCGUCGUUUGAAGAAUAUUAAUGUUGGUUUGGGUGAACGAGAGAAAAUUUUGCUUGGUAAAUUGGCUUCUGUUGAGAAAACCGAAACUGCUCUUGACCAAUUAUUGGGAUUGCUAGCUUCUAAAAAGGUGGUGGUAGAGGAACAUGUAAUAGACUUAGAGAAGAAGGUUGAUGAACUUUCCCAAAAUAACGAAGCUUUGAAUAUCCGUAUCGAAAGUCUGAAAAGGGAGUUGGUUGAUAAGGAAAAGCAGAUUAUUGGGUUGAAGGAAGCCAAUGUCCGGUUGGAAGAGGAUCUCAGAUGCCUGUUGAAAGAAGGUGUGGUUGGAGUGGUGGAUAAGGUAAUCGAGCUCCAUGAGUUUUUGCAUGGUAUAGGGCGGAUCAAGAACAAUUGUUGGUGUGCAGGUGAGGAGUCAGGUCCCGAUGGUGUGAGGAAGGAGAUUGUCGUUGGAACUUUUGAUGCAGGACCUGCUAGAUCUUCCUCUAGCCAUAAUGGAGGCAUGGCAGAAGAUAUUGAUGCUUUCCUAUCUUGUGACUAUGCAACUUUGUUGAAGUUAGGUGAAUUAGACUUGGAGGGCUUGAAGAGAUUGUGUGCUUGUGAGGCUGGUGGGGAACCAGGUACCGGUGGCACAACUAAGAUUGUUGGUCUGGAUGAUGAUGGAGACAAGGGUAAGAAUGCCAUUUAG